AUGUCUGAACAGGACCUCAGAAAUAAGGAACAGGAUCAGAAUCAGGAUCAAGCAGGGCCUUCUAUCUUCUCUGAUUUGGAAAGAAGCAGCUCACCCCGUGAGGUACAGGGAAGGCAUAGAUUUUCUAGCCCUUCACUGUCAGUCUCCAAUGCAGACAGCCACACUGAAACCUUGGAUGGGAAGACAUCAAGUUUCUUUGCAGCUCUGGAUGCCAGCAUCGAAACUUUACAAAAAAGGGCCCAGCAGCUGAUUGACAGCAUCAAUGAAAGCAGGCAGAAGGACCACACGCUCAUGAGCAACUUCAGAGACAGCCUCAAGAUGAAGGUGUCAGAUUUGGUUGAGAAGUUGGAAGAAAGGAUGUAUCAGAUUUAUGAUCACCAUAACAAGCUCAUUCAGGAGAAGCUACAGGAGUUCUCAGAGAAGAUAGAGAAGAUCAAUAAUUUAGAAACUGAGCUCAAACAAGUCUGCCACACCGUGGAAACUGUGUACAAGGACCUGUGUGUGCAGCCUGAAAUAUGACAACGUCCCAGGAAAAGAAGACCACCUGAGAAAGGAGUUAUAAGUCAGUGAGCAUGAGAACAAAGCUAAGAUGAAAUUAAACA
This is a messenger RNA of Trichosurus vulpecula (common brushtail), 602 nucleotides long. RefSeq names its product synaptonemal complex central element protein 2 (gene SYCE2). The transcript has 3 exons. Gene Ontology annotation, biological process: synaptonemal complex assembly. The record is from RefSeq and is a predicted model, not a curated record. NCBI's taxonomy places the organism in Eukaryota, Metazoa, Chordata, Mammalia, Diprotodontia, Phalangeridae. Gene Ontology annotation, cellular component: central element. The coding region runs from base 1 to 519 and encodes 172 amino acids.